AUGCGCCGACGCGCGGCCCCGCCUCCCCCUCCGGCCGCCCGGCUCCGGCAGGGGACGAGCUCGCCCUGGGAGGGCGGCGGGGCCGGGCGGUUUCGGCGAGGAGAGCGAUGGCUCGCCGCUUCUCCUGAGGUUGACGGCAGUCACCGUGGAGUGACGCUGGCCCUCUCGGCGGCUGCCAGACCCCGAGCCUCUCCGCGGCGCCGCCGGGGUCCUGCUGCCGGGGUCCCGCUGCCGCCGGGGUCAGCGCCGCCGGGGGUCCUGCUGCCGUCGGGGUCAGCGCCGCCGGGGGUCCUGCUGCGGUCGGGGUCAGCGCCGCCGGGGUCCCGCUGCCGCCGGGGUCAGCGCCGCCGGGGUCCUGCUGCCGCCGGGGUCAGAGCCGCCGGGAUCCUGCUGCCGGGGUCCUGCUGCCGCCGGGGUCAGAGCCGCCGGGGUCCCGCUGCCGCCGGGGUCAGCGCCGCCGGGGGUCCUGCUGCCGUCUGGGUCAGCGCCGCCGGGGGUCCUGCUGCCGUCGGGGUCAGCGCCGCCGGGGUCCCGCUGCCGCCGGGGUCAGCGCCGCCGGGAUCCUGCUGCCGCCGGGGGUCCUGCUGCCGGGGUCCCGCUGCCGUCGGGGAUCAGCACCGCCGGCGUCAGCGCCGCCGGGGGUCCCGCUGCCGCCGGGGUCCUGCUGCCAGGACCGGGGCGCGCUGGAGGGGGCCUCUCGGUGGCCUCUCGGUGGGGAAAGGGUGCCCAGAGGCGGCGGUUCCCAUCAGUGAGCGGAGCGGGCCGCCCCGGGAACAGCAGCCAGCCGGGGAGCAGGGUGGGAGGCGGCCGCCGGCGUGUUUAAGGCUCGGUUCUGUGACUGGUGUGUGCCCUGGGCCGCACGCUGGAGGCAAGCGUGGACCUCCGUGGGAAUGGACCUUUCCAAAUUUAAGGUUGCUGUGCGUUAUAGGGCGGAGCCGUGCGGGAUCCUGGAACUGUAGUGACAGCCUCUUCUUAAGACCAAGGGCGUCGAGGGGCUUUGUACAUCUUCCAGCUCGGAGCUGCUCAUCGGGAGGGCGGCAGCUGUCUUCUCUCCCAGAUACACUGUGGUUCCCCAUCGAGAAAGAUGAGGAAUUCUGUCUGCAUUCAGUCCUCACAAGCAGCCAGUGGGCAGGGGCCGGGGGACCAGCUCCAACACCACUGUCAGUGCCUUGCCAGUGCACUUGGCCAUACCACUGUUACUUUGCAUGUCUCACCUGUGACGGCAGUAAGACAGUCACCUCAGCAGCCACUUCUACAAGGUGGGACCCCUACCUUCCUGUCACUGCUAAUGAGAUGAGAGACGCACAGCUGAACCAAUCAGCUCCUCUCCUGGGACCCAGGACUGGAAUUGGAACCACCAUCCUGUCACGUCUGGCUGUGAGAAGUGAGAUGGAGUAGGACUGUCAUCUUCCACCCUGUACAUGGAGACAGGGUAAUGACCAGGAGACUGUGUGAGCCUGGGACAGGGAGUCAGACCCAGCAGCUGACUCAGAUGGUUUCCACUUUGCUCUCGUGGGAGACCCACAGCCUUUCAAGGUGGCCCGGCUGAUUAGAAAGCAGCCUCUAGUCCUUCCCGUACCUCUGCGUCUUUUAUCUAAAGGGCCUCUGAGUGAAUUUCUGUUUCUUCCGACCCAAGGAGGCUGAGGAAGAGCAGGGGCAAAAGGUUGGUCCGUAUGAGGCUACAGUAAUAAAAACAGAGUCAGGAGUAAGGAAGGUGAAUGCUCUGCUCUGUUCUGCCCAGGCUCCCCCUGAAGUGUCCUGCUGGCUUAUAGGUGUGGAAUAUUAAGAGGACAUAGCCUGGUUAGAAUGCCUUCAGGAGAGAGGAACCAGAUAACCAGGACAAGAGCCCUGCUUUCUGGAACCCUUUACCCUGGGGUGCCCGGGAGAUCGGGACGUGUGCCUUCAUUCACGUGGUCACUGAGUGCCCACUGGGAGCCUGGCUGCCGAAGGCCCCGUACAGGCCAGCCACGGAGGGAGGGUCCCCGGGCACCAGGCUGAGAACAAGACAGGUGAGACCCCGCUCUCAAGGAGCUCACGUUCUAGUGGAGAGAGACAGAACCCAGUUUUAUUGGGGGAGGGGGUACCACUUCAGAAAAAGAACAUAAAACCUAGUCAUGAGCUGCCAUAACGGGGGGCACUUCAGAUAUGAGGGUUCAGGGAGGCCUCUUGGAGAGGAUCACACUGAAGGGCCAGAAGAAGGGGCGGGGGGAGCGUCUGAUAGCAGCGUGUGGAACCCACACCGCCGUCACAACCACCACCUUCAUUUUAAGCACAUUCCAAAGAAUGACUGGAGUUAAAGUACGUUCUGAGUUUGAGUUACAGACCUGUCUGCCCGUCUGGAACUUCCUUAGAACCCAUCCCACAAAACCGUAGCGGGGCUCUGUGAGGUGCACCGUGUGCAGGCCUGCUUCCCCACAGCCGGGAGGCCUUCUCCGUCUCACCCUCAGAGCGAACCUCCAAGCCGCAGCCCCUCUGGAUGAAGAAGCCAGGACUUGUAAGGCAUAAAGCCGGCGCACGGGGGAGCCGGCUGUGGUUGCCCACCUCUGUGUCUCAUUCGGUCACUUCCUCACCCAAGAGGCAGGAAGGAGCUGCAGAGGUGUGGUGGGAUUCAGGCCUUCUGGGUCCCCUGCGCCUGCAGAGAACCUGCCCCUGCAGUCGAAGGGGAGAUUUUCAUGGUCUCAGCGUGCAGUGCCAUGUCCCCAGCCAGACCUGGAGGCAGCUUGACGUUCAGGGAAGACGUCUGGGUCUCAGCCAUAAUCGGCCUGCGCCAGGCCCAUGGUCCACCAGGCACGAUGGGACAAACGGAAGGUGGAGCAGCCGCUGCUGCGCACAGGCGGAGGGACCUGGGAGGGACCUGGGAGGUGGUCCCGACUCCCUCCGCCUCACGUCCCUCAUCCUUAUCAAGGGGAGCUCACGGAGAGUGCUCUCAGCAGAGCCCUGGGGAAGCAAAGGUAGCCCCAAGCUCCCGAGCGGCCGUGGCCCACCGUGGCCCCACGGACCGCACACCUGCUUGCAGAGAAUGUCGCGGGGGGUGGGGGGGCACACUCUCUCCGUCCGCGUGUGCGUGUCCAGCAGCCCCAACAGAAACGUGGCGGGGGCCACGGGCCUGAUUUCACGCUUUCUCGUGGCUCCGUUAAGAAAGUCACAAGAAUCAGGUGACAGUCGUUUUCAAGUAUAGCCUUAUUUUACGUCAUAUCCCAAAUGUUAUCAUUUGAACAAGUAACCGAUGAACUUCAUUAACGAGCUGUUUCACACGGUUCACCGGCGUCCAGUCAACCAUCACUGCGUCCUCGCACUGGUCACACCAAGGCCGUCCGUCGCGCCUCGCGGCACGCUCGGUUCCCACGGGAACCCCUGGUCUCUGCUCGGGUUUCACGAAAUCCGCAGCUGGAAGCGGGCUGGGCCCGGGUUGCUCUGACCACACAACUCGCCCGGCAGGGCCGGGGGAAGGCCGGGCCCCAGCGGGCUGGCGGCUGCAGGGCGGCGGGCCCCACGACCCGGCGGCCGGCGACAGGGCGGAGGCGGCGCCCGUCGAGAAGCCACGCAACCCCGGGGCUCCCAGACCCCGCCCGCGCCGCCCUGCGCCGUCCGUCACGCGGCGGCACGGGGCGGGGCGGUGUCUGUGAGGGGGCGGGGCUCCGGGGAGGCGCCGCCGGUGUGGGCGUGGCCGGAGGUCCGGCUGGGCCCCGAGUUUCCCCACCGAGCGAGGGGCCGGCCCGCCGCGGCGCCCGCGAGUGGGGCCAUCGCGGUCGCCUGGGUCACCUCAGCCCGAGGGUCCUGCAGGCUCCUGUUCUGACCCCCGCUGCCCUGUCCUCUGUGGGAAGGUGGAGCCACGGAGAGCCCACCUGCGGGACGGUCAGGCCGGAACCGAGGGCCUUACUCCCGGCCGAGCUCGCCGCCCUCCUCCCCGCGCCGUGGCCCCGGAACCCCGUCGGGAGGCCUGUGAAUGUCCCUCGCCUGAGGACUUUGGGGGCUUUCCACAAGCCACUCCCGAUCCAGGAGGGUUGGCGGUGCCCUGCGCGCCCGGCUCAGCCC
This is a messenger RNA of Mustela lutreola (European mink), 4035 nucleotides long. Its product is annotated as basic proline-rich protein-like. NCBI's taxonomy places the organism in Eukaryota, Metazoa, Chordata, Mammalia, Carnivora, Mustelidae. Bases 1 to 1398 code for a protein of 465 amino acids. The transcript is spliced from 4 exons. The record is from RefSeq and is a predicted model, not a curated record.